Messenger RNA from Alligator mississippiensis (American alligator), 2544 nucleotides. It is a transcript of the gene UPK1B, whose product is annotated as uroplakin 1B. Lineage: Eukaryota; Metazoa; Chordata; Crocodylia; Alligatoridae. Bases 234 to 1016 code for a protein of 260 amino acids. The record is from RefSeq and is a predicted model, not a curated record. The transcript is spliced from 8 exons. Gene Ontology annotation, cellular component: membrane.
GAGAGGAGGGAUUGAGUCACCUUCUCUUGUUUGCACCCUGGAUCAGCUGUAGCUCCAUAAAACCAUAGUGGUUUUUCUGUUCUUCCCUGUCCACCCCUGCUCCCUGACGGAAGGACUCUAUAUGGGACUCUUGGCUGGAUUCCUCCAGAGAGGUUGGCCCUGUGGCCAUUGCCUCUGGAGAGCACGCAUUCCAUGAGGAGUACCGGGCCCUAGGGUUGCAUGAAGUGUUGAAGAUGGCAAAAGGCGAUAAUGGUGUGCGCUGUUUUCAAGGUCUGCUAGUUCUAGGCAACGUGAUUAUUGGGUUGUGUGGCAUUGCACUGACAGCAGAGUGCAUCUUCUUUGUGUCGGAUCAGCAGACUCUGUACCCUCUGUUGGAAGCCACAAACAAUGAUGACAUCUAUGGUGCUGCCUGGAUUGGCAUAUUUGUUGGCUUUGCUCUCUUCAAUCUGGCUGUUCUUGGUAUCGUUGGAGUCAUUAAGUCAAAUAGGGCAAUGCUACUGGCGUAUAUCAUCCUGAUGUUGAUCACAUAUGCCUUUGAGACGGCCUCUUGCAUCACAGCAGCAACUCAUCGAGACUUUUUCACUCGCAAUCUCUUCCUGAAGCAAAUGCUGGAGAAGUAUCAGAACCCAGAGCCACUCAACAAUGAUGACAAGUGGAUGAGUGAAGGGGUCACCAGGACAUGGGACCGCCUCAUGCUUCAGCAUGAGUGCUGUGGUGUGAAUGGCCCGUCUGACUGGCAGAACUACAUGUCCAAGUUCAGAAACAUUAACAGUGAUUCAGAAUUCCCUUGGCCACGCCAGUGUUGUGUCAUGAAUGUUCAAGGGAUACCUGUCAAUUUGGAUGGCUGCAAACUAGGAGUCUCUGGCUACUACAAUGAUAAGGGUUGUUACGAGCUUAUCGCUGGACCAAUGGACAGACAUGCCUGGGGUGUAGCUUGGUUUGGCUUUGCCAUUCUCUGCUGGACUUUCUGGGUUCUUCUCUGUACCAUGUUCUACUGGAGCAGAAUUGAAUAUUGAAGGCGCAGCAUCUUCCAACAAACUUUCUGAAGUAGUGCAUGGAAAAGGCAUUAAUUUUGAUAUCUCCAUAUUCCCUCUGUACUGGGGAGGAUUUGAGGCUCUAGGUUACUUUCCCCCUCCAUGUACAUGCUUCCCCAAACACCUAACAGAUGAGUUCAAUGAGCUGACACCUCCACAAAAGAAACUCUUCUCCCUAGGCUUUUUUCUAGUUUUGCAGCUUUCAUGCCUAUGAAUGGAUACUAUUUUUUUCCUCUCCUCCUCCCUCACUGUUCUGAGGCCUUUUUGAAAAUGAGGUUACAAGAAAUGAUCUAAUCCUUCUGGUGAUGGCUUUAGAAGGGGAAUGGCCUAUGUAUAUACUUGCUUCAGAAAACCCUUCUCUCUAAACUAGGACUUUUACGAAAGAACUCUGGAACAAAUGAGAUGCAAAAGACUCAUGUAAGGUACAGGAAAAAUACUAGGAAUUCCUCUGACCAGUAGAUAUGGAUACUGCUGCCUUUACUCCCUGCAAGAAAGGGGAAAUUUAGGCACAACCCUGCCAAAAGGAAAAAAAACCCCCUCUGAAUGCAUCUUAAUUUCCAGGUUUGGUUUGCCAACUUAAUUGGAAACAUACCUGUGUCAACAGGUAGAAAAUGACAUCAAAGAUGAAAGUUGCUAAUCAGUCCAUUCCAAAGGUAGUUCUACAAGCUGCAGUAUGCUCCCUACAUUCAGACCUACUUCUACUCACUAGCUAAUUAAUGCAAACCUAUUUGGUAUAGAUUAACCACCAUUGUAAUUCUUCAUUUCCUAAGAGUAGGACUCAUUCAGGGAACAACAGAAAUAUUUUUUUGCCUUGAUGAAGAAAAAUCUUGCACUGAGAUGUCAGAGGGGAAUAUAUUGUCCCUCUGCUUUUGCCACUUCCAGCCUACCCCAUCUUUCUACCUCUAGCUCUCCUAAUUGGGUAGGACAUUUAGUGGUAAAGGGAAUUAGAAACUCUUUUAGUCAUGUUUUAUCCAUGACUGACUUGCUGCAUCCCAUUCAGUCCUUGCAUUGGCAGAUUACAAUUCCCACUUAAGUCAGAAAAAGGAUUUGUUUACAGUGGUCCUUUUCUGUGCCAGUUGGUUUCUUAGUAUCCUGUGACUUAAAUUAUGCAAAACGUGCUCCUCUACAAAAUAAUUUUUGAGAUGAAACCUAUUGCUAAGCAUGCUGGGUUAGCUCCUAAGAGCUUGCUAGCUGCCCAGAUUUUUGAUUUUUUUUUUUUGGGGGGGGGGGGGGGGGGGUCUGUAUAUUUUCCCCCAAAGCUUUAUUAAAAAAACCAAAUUGGAAAAAUCUCAUUGCCAAGGAUCUUGAAUAAAUUCAGGGGUGGAGUGGUGAACACCUGCAUGAGACUGUGGACCUGUGUUUGAAAAGUUUGCAACUCCAUGCUUGCCUCGCUGUGAGCUGCUGGUGUCUGCAUAAGGAGUAUAGUACUGUAGAAACACUGGGUAUCUGCAUUGGAAAGGAGACCUUUCUUUUACUUGUCACAAAAAGGGGUAAAGGACUUGAACAUGAA